AUGGCGAGCUUUCUAUCAUGGCUACCAUGCUGCUCAGCCCAGGCGGAUAAAGACGAGGUCAGUUGAACGUUCAUGUCGCUACCGUCGCUCUGUCGCUCUCUGUCGCGGGCGGCGCACGAAGUGACCUCACCACCGGCGCCUCGUCGCCCCGUCGCCCCGUCGCCCCGUCGCCCUACUAAACGAACACCCCUCUAUCCCACACAGGUCAACGAACGAACAGCCCUUCUCAACCAUGAUAUACUACCCGAGUCAGUGCACUCUCCGACAGCGCAUCGUAGACCGCCGCCUGGGCUGACCGCCUUGCUUCCCCUCUGUCGUGCUCGUGCACAGGGCACCGGUCGAGCAAUCCGCGCCGGGCAGAUCCACAGAGGAACAACAGGCACAGCAGGACUACCUCAGAGCCAUCAUUGAUGCUGCAUGCGCGCAAGUCUUCUUGAUUCCACUCCUGACCCCUUCCGCCCCCUAUCUCUAGCGCGCACCCACCGCUCACCUUCCCGGGAGCUGGCAACAGCGUUUACCCCGAAGCACUAGCGCGGGCCCAAGCUAAUGAUUUGACUCUUUCAAACACAGUCGUUUCGUCAGUGUCACCUCGACGAACCCUUUUGUGAACGCCCACGACUCGAGAUCAUCCCCCGCUUCACCUAAUUCUUCCCGCUCCCCAUCGCCUUCCCCGUCCCCGUCCCCGUCCCCGUCCCCGUCCUCGUCCCAAGCUCGACGGCCCAGCCAAACCCAUCGGAACGGAACUAGUCAGAGCCGCAACCGAAGAGCAUCAGAUUGGAGACCACCCAUGGACCAUAAUUCCGACAACUCGCAUUCCUCGUCGACAAGACGAGGUGGCGGACCUUUCCGGGAAGAAAGUUCGGACGAGGACGGCAAGCGCGUCAUGAGGCUUGAGGCAAGCUUUGGACUUGGGGCUAGAACGAGGGGCGCGGCGAGACCACCGAGUGCGCAUUCGCUCAAGACGUUGCCAAGGUCGUUUGCGAGAGGGCAGGAUGGAUCGGUCCGGGGGAGCCCAUUGGCUCGGGGUGGCACGGACGAACAGGACGAUGAGCAGGACGGGAAGGGACACAACGACGAGGACGACGAGGACGACGACGAGGAUGCGAGAUUUGAUACCUACCGAACGGCGAAGGAAUCGAACGACGAGCGCGGCGACCUGGACAACUCUCGCCCUUCAACGAACAGAUCGGGCACGGGAUCGGCGAGGCUGCCCGUUCGAGACGUGUUUACCGCAGAGGAUGGCCACGAAGCCGAGGUCAGUGCAGGGAACUACUGACCAUACGCUUCCCCUUCGUGAUCGCUUAUACGUCGAACCUCUUCGCACGCAGCUGCAAAAGGCGAUCAAGGAUCUCGAGGCCUCGAUGAAGACGUUCAAGCUCCAGCCCGUUGGCCCCAUCAUUGCCGACAUCCACGGAUGA
Microbotryum saponariae is the source of this 1418-nucleotide messenger RNA. NCBI's taxonomy places the organism in Eukaryota, Fungi, Basidiomycota, Microbotryomycetes, Microbotryales, Microbotryaceae. The record is from the annotation of a GenBank genome assembly.